AACGGAUAUACGAUCAUUCUCUUGCUAGUCUUAACGUGGUGUAAAAGUGCCGUGUUUCUAGUUGCUCUGCUGCGAAAAAUCUGCACUGGUCCCGGAAAAAGCGCUAAAAUGGCUGAUGAAUAUUUCUAUGGAGCUACCUUGAAAGAAGGCAGUAAGACGGUGACUUGGGAUCCGGAUAACAAAGCUGACGGCUUUCCGCGAACACACAAACUCAUCAUUAAACAAUGUAUUCUUGGCCAUGAGGCAGCAGCCGACGAGUUCAAUGUGGUACAAGUAGAAACAAUGACUAUCCGGGACACAUUACGCACUCCAAUUGCGGUUUUAAAGGUUGGCGAGUCACGACAAUGCCGGCUGGAUCUGGAGUUCUCCGAUUCACCCGUCACAUUCACACUGAUCGAGGGUAAGGGACCGGUACACAUCCACGGACAACAUCUGCUCGGUUCGCUGGUCGAAGAGUUUGAGGAUAUGGAAGAGAUGGAAGAAGAGGUUCCCGAUGAGGAGGAAGACGAUGAAGAUGACGAUGAGGAGGGAGGACCACAGAAAAAGAAGCAGAAGCUGACCAACAAUUCAAAGGGCAAACCAAACGCGGUACAGGCUGCUAGUAAUAGCGCAAAAAACAGCAAAAAGAAAUAAGCUGCCCCUCAUUCCUCCCGGAGGUUGACGAAUAAGGUGAUACGCAGUAAGUGUAUUCCGUUCGUUAUCCUACUUCCCCCGAGCAUCUUUCCCAUUUAAGUACACAUAAACAAUCUACACAUCUAAUACAACAACACAGCAAAAAUUACGAACGAGUUGAAGAUGAAAGUGGUAAACCGUCAACGCUUCAAUACGAUUCUGUCGUUCCUUUUUCAUCAGAGAAAACCAUUAAUGACGAAGGAAGCAAAUUCCUUCUUUAAUAAAAACUAAAUAAAAGCAGGAUAUCUUAAAAACACACUAGUUUGUAAGAUCACUCACGACGCCCAAGUUCUACGCUCUGUUUUACUUAUUUUUUUGUAAGAUUUCCGAUCAGCGCCGUCUAGAGAAGAAUGUUUUAUUUGUCCAAGCCCUAAAGAGAUGAUCGUUUCUUGUGGGGUUAUCAUGAAUUUUUUUUCUUUCAAGACACGUGCUUAAAUUACAAAAUAAAACAGUCUUUUUAUACUAAAACAAUUAC
Molecule: messenger RNA, 1147 nt
Organism: Sabethes cyaneus
Lineage: Eukaryota; Metazoa; Arthropoda; Insecta; Diptera; Culicidae
Product: nucleoplasmin-like protein
Exons: 2
Coding region: 109-633 (174 amino acids)
Biological process (GO): chromatin remodeling
Cellular component (GO): nucleoplasm; nucleolus; cytoplasm
Molecular function (GO): RNA binding; histone binding; chromatin binding
Source: RefSeq, a predicted model, not a curated record